AUGAUAUCAAGUGAUGAUAAAACAAAUGAAAAUGAUACUGUAGAAAAAGAUGUUAAUAUUACUGUUAAAACCGUUAAAUUACAACGUCAUUGGGCCUAUUUCAGUAUCAUUCUUUUAAUAUCGACAAUAAUUUAUUUUACUAUUAUACCAAUUAUAUCAUUAACAAUUGCAUUAAAACGUUUAUCAAAAGAAUGUCCAAUAGCCGAUUUAUCAUUUCGUUUAUUAUUUCUUAUCAAUGGUAUUAUGUCAGUACCUGUUUUACCUCUAUUAUGUCUCACUGUUAUUUGUGGAAAUCAAAAUACAAAGGGACUUAAAAAAAUUUAUACAAGUUUAAUUAAUUUUGUUUUAUUAUUGUUAAUAGUAUCUAUCUUAUUCUGUUAUUUAAUAUUAGGCAGUAUUGAAAUAAUAAAUAUUAAAAAUCGACAACAUGCAUCACAAAAAAAUUCUUGUAGAAAAACUAUUUAUUAUUCAGCAUGGACAAUAAUUAUUAUAACAUAUGCUCAAAUAGGAUUAAUUACACUUUACUUUAUUGAAUUAUUUCGAAGAAGUUGUACGUAUAAAACAUCAAAUACAAACGAAAAUAGUUUAACAGAUAUAUGA
Messenger RNA from Didymodactylos carnosus, 600 nucleotides. The record is from the annotation of a GenBank genome assembly. NCBI's taxonomy places the organism in Eukaryota, Metazoa, Rotifera, Eurotatoria, Philodinida, Philodinidae.